Messenger RNA from Eucalyptus grandis, 876 nucleotides. RefSeq names its product copper transporter 5. The record is from RefSeq and is a predicted model, not a curated record. The transcript has a single exon. Bases 5 to 607 code for a protein of 200 amino acids. Gene Ontology annotation, molecular function: copper ion transmembrane transporter activity. Gene Ontology annotation, biological process: intracellular copper ion homeostasis; copper ion transmembrane transport. Lineage: Eukaryota; Viridiplantae; Streptophyta; Magnoliopsida; Myrtales; Myrtaceae. Gene Ontology annotation, cellular component: plasma membrane.
GUCGAUGUAUCUAACAGUCGCAUCUCUUCGUCCUCGACUCAAACUCGAACAAAAGCAACAGAGCUUCUCUCUCUCUCUCUCUCUUUUUCUCUCUCUCUCUUCUUUCUCUCUCUUGGGUUCGAACAACAGAGGAGCGAAGAUGAUGCACAUGACGCUGUACUGGAGCAGGUACGUGACCCUCCUCGUCGAUUCAUGGCGGACCGACUCCUGGCCCAGCUACUUCCUCUCCCUCGCCGCCUGCUUCCUCGUCUCCGCCUUCUACCAGUACAUGGAGGACCGCCGCAUCCGCUUCAGAUCCCUCGCCUCCUCCUCCGCCUCCGCCUCCGCCGCCGCGUCCCCCGCGCCGGCCGCCGCCGCAGCCGCCGCGUCCCCGCUCCUCCUGAAGGCCGGCGCCUCCCGGCUGGCCAGAUCCGCGAGGCUCGGGGCGGCUCUGCUCUUCGGGCUCAACUCGGCGAUCGGCUACCUCCUGAUGCUGGCGAUCAUGUCGUUCAACGGGGGCGUGUUCCUGGCGAUCGUCGGCGGGCUGACGGUGGGUUACUACGUGUUCAGGUUCGACGAUGAGGGGGUGGCCGCCGUGGUGCUGGACAACCCCUGCGCUUGCGCUUGAAGGUUUCCGCCUCCUCCGCCGCCGCCGCCGCCGCUGCUCCUCAGAAUUCUCUGCUUUCGACGUCUUUCUGUUCGGUCUUCUCUGUUCCCUCUCACCGUGUAAUUUCCAUCUCCGAAUCUGUUGUAUUAUCAAUCCGCGAUUGUCAACGCGAACCGCAGUUGUUCCGGAUCUGGAUGAAUGGUCGUCUUGUUUGUAUAGGCGCAUCUUGCGCGUCCGAUUGUCGGAGCAGGGUCUCACCCAAGAUCGAUCUUCUUUAAUUCUGGCGAAAA